Molecule: messenger RNA, 1620 nt
Organism: Punctularia strigosozonata HHB-11173 SS5
Lineage: Eukaryota; Fungi; Basidiomycota; Agaricomycetes; Corticiales; Punctulariaceae
Exons: 6
Coding region: 73-1620 (515 amino acids)
Source: RefSeq, a predicted model, not a curated record
CGCGACGGCGUCGUGUAAAGUAUAGCGGCUGGCCGCCCCCUCCAGCUUCGUUCUACUGGCUGGCACCAUACCAUGCCUUUUUGGAACGUAACGAUCGACGAUAUCUCCCCGGUCUUCGACUAUCAGGGAGACUGGGUGGACACCAAUACGGACGACUCCGAUUUUGUAGACUACCUUAACUCCACCUUUCAUGCCACCCAGGAUCAGGGCGCAAGUGUAACAUUCAAGUUCAACGGCUCGGCUGUAUACAUCUUCGGUGCCAAAAGGGAUAACCAUGAUCAGUACACCACGACCCUGGACGGGCACUCAACGAUAGGGAAUGGCUUCGCUCCACAACCGUUCGUCUUCAAGGCGCCUCUAUUCUCGCAGGCAACGAAUCUUGACAACACCGAACACACCGUGACACUCACGGACUCAAGUACGGACCCCAAGGACCGACCAUUCGUGGACAUUGAUUUCGUGACCAUCACCGUGGGCGAUGACUCGGAGGGGACGCCGGUGGAUCUAGCCACCGACGACAGCUCGUCGCAAGCCGUGUACAGUCAGGGAUGGACACAGCCCACCGCCAACCAGACCUUUUACUCCAAUAACUCCUAUCACCGCACCAGCCAACCUGGGGCGAGCGUCACUAUUCCCUUCAUAGGCUCAGCCGUGGCACUGUACGGAGCGACAAACUUGGGUUACGGGCCGUUCUCGGUUAGCAUCGACGGUGCUUCUCCUUCAUCCUUCACUGCCUCUGCCCCCACGUUCCGACCCGGGACGCUCCUCUACUACGCCAGCGGCCUGGACAGCGCGCACCACACGAUCACGCUCACCAACAUCGGCAACGGCUCGACCUCCAUCGACUUCGACCACCUCGUCGCGACGUGCUUCAACUGCGAAACUUCCGCAGCCGCCGCCCACGUAAAGAGAAAGAACACGGCCAUCAUUGCCAGCCUCGUCGUCGUGAUCGUCGUCAUUAUCCUCCUUCUCGGCGGGUUCUGGUUCUGGUAUGUCCGCCGGCGCCGGCGCCAAGCUUUCGCCGCCGACCAGGAAAAGCGACUCCAAAUCAACGUCGCGAGCUACGGCCCCUCGCCCGAACCGCCCGCCCCCGAGCCCUACCUGGGCACGCCCCGGACCAUGGCCGCACUCCCGAUACCUAAGUACGCGUCUCAAGCCCCGACCUACACCGCGAACCCGGACGAAGUACGCUCCGCGAUCUCGAUUUCUGCAUACUCGGCCGCCUCGUACACCCGCUCGGGCGCGCAUGACGACGCAGUGACCACGGUCACCCACCCGUCGCCGACAUACACGAGCCGGACGUCUAUCUCGCGCCUCGUCGCCGCCGCCGGCAUCUCUGGCCCCUACCGCAGCCCCGGCGGCACUGAGUACGACAGCUCGCCCAUUGAAGACGCUGGGCCUGCACCGGGAAUGAACGGUCUACCUCCCCCACCACAGUAUGGCCAGGUGUUCCGGUCAGCGCCGCCGGUGCCGCCGGUUCCACCUGUACCACAGGCUGCGACUGCGACUGCUGCCGGGACCUCGAGCGGCCAAAGGCCGAUCAUUCCACCCAUCAUCACGGAUCUGAAGACGAGGCCGCUGCCAGCGCAGCCCCGCGAGCCUCGAUCAGAAUACAUCUAG